Molecule: messenger RNA, 1965 nt
Organism: Dreissena polymorpha
Lineage: Eukaryota; Metazoa; Mollusca; Bivalvia; Myida; Dreissenidae
Product: organic cation transporter protein-like
Exons: 10
Coding region: 153-1826 (557 amino acids)
Biological process (GO): transmembrane transport
Cellular component (GO): membrane
Molecular function (GO): transmembrane transporter activity
Source: RefSeq, a predicted model, not a curated record
CAACAGAUUACCGUAGUUGCAAACCUAUUUAACACAUUAACUGAAUACUGUAAACAUAAAUGCAUGUAUUAUUGGCCAUAUUGCUAAUGAUGAUUUUGGCGUUUUAUGUUUUCUUAUUGUAACCAAUACAUGGACCAUACCUCGAAACCAUUAUGAAGUUUGAUGAAGUUUUGAUACAAAUCGGAGAGUUUGGAUGGUAUCAAAAGCGGCUGUAUUUUGUAAUAUGUAUUCCAUGUAUAAGUGCCGGAAUAUUCGCAACUUUGUCGGUGUUUCUUCUAGGUGUUCCGGACUACAGAUGUGCAAUACCAGGCCUUGAAAACGACACAUAUGCCAUACAGGACAACAACCACCAAAUCCUGGUCAAUAGAACCAUCCCUGUCUCCUCGGACGCUACCAAGCGGUACGACGGAUGCUUCGUGUACCCGGAAAGCGCCCCCGCCUAUGACAACUACAGCCACCCCUUCAACGUCUCAAAGACGAAAUGUAACAAAUGGGUUUACGAUAAGUCCAUCUUUCAGUCGACGCUAGUUUCAGAUCUGAAUCUGAUAUGCGACAAGAACUACAUACCUUCGAUAGUUAAGAUGGUCUACUUUUCUGGCAUGCUCGCCGGGGCCCUUGUGUUCGGGUUUCUAUCAGAUAUAAUAGGCCGAAAGAAGACACUCAUGCUCUCGCUGAUUCUUGUGAGCGCUGCUGGUAUCGGGGUCUCAUGGGUGAACUCCGUCAUCCUGUACGUUGUGCUGCGUUUUCUUGUUGCCAUGGCAACAAUCGGUAUCUUCACCACUGGCUUCGUCAUCGGCAUGGAGUUUGUUGGACCGUCUAAACGGAUGUGGGCGGGCAUAGUGGUUGAAUAUUUCUUCGCAUUGGGUCUGAUCAUCUUAGCGGGCGUGGGUUAUUUGUUGCGAGACUGGAGACAUAUCAACAUGGCGGUCACAUUUCCGUGCCUCAUCUUCCUAUCGUACUUUUGGUUUAUCCCAGAGUCUCCCAGAUGGCUCAUGUCGAAAGGCAGAUUCGAAGAAGCGGAAGCUAUUCUUCGAAACGCUGCCAGGGUUAACAAGGUCAAGCUGCCGGAUAAGCUCUUUGACGAGCACACGUACGAUUACAGCGUACCGCAAGCGCGAGUGUGGCAUUUGUUUCGGACAAAGGUCAUGACGAUGCGAACACUCGUAAUUUUCGCAAACUGGUUUGUGGUCACCAUGGCCUAUUACGGCCUCUCUCUGAACACGGGCAACCUUGGCGGCAACUUCUUCCUCAACUUCACCCUCUCGGGUUUGGUCGAGAUCCCGGCCUACACAUUGUGCAUUCUCCUGCUGGACAAGAUAGGCAGAAAGUGGCUGCACUUCUGCUGCAUGGUGUUUGGCGGCAUUGCUUGCAUAUCAACCGUGUUUACUUCUCUCUACGCUGGGGAAGAUUUACGAUGGCUGACGAUUACACUUGCCAUGGUGGGGAAACUAGGGGCCUCCGGCGCUUUUGCAGUGAUUUACGUAUUCUCCGCGGAGCUCUACCCGACUGUUUUACGGAACUCCGGCAUGGGAGCGAGCUCGUGCUGUGCCAGGGUGGGUGGCAUGAUCGCUCCCUACAUUGCUGACCUGAACAAGGUCGUCUCCGGUGACUUCGGGAUGGCACUUCCGUUGGUGGUUUUCGGAGCUGCGAGUGUCGCCGCUGGUGUUUUGGCGCUGACCUUACCGGAAACGCUAAACAAGGAACUUCCGGAAACAAUAGAGGACGCGGAAACAUUUGGAAGAACCAGACAUUCCAAAGAGGUGUUCGUAAAUGGCAGCUUCAGUAAAGAAGGAGAAGAUAUCGAAAACACUUCGAAGACAUUGUAACAGACAUUGAAGGAAAUAGACGUACACAUUUAUUGCCAUAGAAAGUAACAUGAUAUAAUAUUAAUAACAUAGAAAACUGGUACUUUUUAUAAUUAUUUUAACUACUGUAUUUUUUAUGCAUUAAAUAUUGGGAAUUUUA